Messenger RNA from Felis catus (domestic cat), 360 nucleotides. Its product is annotated as 40S ribosomal protein S28-like. Lineage: Eukaryota; Metazoa; Chordata; Mammalia; Carnivora; Felidae. Gene Ontology annotation, molecular function: structural constituent of ribosome. The transcript has a single exon. Bases 76 to 360 code for a protein of 94 amino acids. Gene Ontology annotation, biological process: ribosomal small subunit assembly; translation; maturation of SSU-rRNA. The record is from RefSeq and is a predicted model, not a curated record. Gene Ontology annotation, cellular component: cytosolic small ribosomal subunit; ribosome.
AGGAAAUAAUCUAAAAGAUUAGAGCAAAAAUAUAAGAAUUAGAAACUAAAAAAAGAAAACCAAUAGAAGAGAUCAAUGAAACCAGGAGCUGGUUUUUUGAAAAAAUCAACAAAAUUGAGCUCUCCACCCAACGGCCACCCUGCCACCAUCAUGGACACAAGUUGUGUGCAGCCCUUCAAGCUGGCUAGGGUCACCAAAGUGCUGGGCAGGACCAGUUCUCAGGGACAGUGCACACAGGUGCCUGUGGAGUUCAUGGACUACACGAGCUACUCUAUCUUCUGCAAUUUGAAAGGCCCCAAGCAUGAGGGCAACAUUCUCACCCUUUUGGAGUCAGAGCAAGAAGCUCGGAGGUUGUGCUGA